AUGUUUUGGAUAUUUUUUGUUUUACUGGUAUUUUCCACUGGUGGUUGUAUUCUUAUCAGUAAAAUAGAUAAUAAUAUACUCAUGGGUAAUAUAUCUGAAUCAUUAUGGAAUAUAACACAAAAUCAAUGUAUAUGUGAAAUGAUACAAUCAAACGGAAUCAUAUCGACAUUAAACUAUUUUUCAACAAAUGAAACUUGUCAAUUAUUUUACACAAAUUUUACUUCGAUCUUAAUUGAAUUUGAUCUCAAUUCUACUUUGAUAUUUAUGAAUCAAUCAGCAAUAUUCAUAGCACUCACAUCAUCAUCGAUCACUUUAACUACUACACUUUCACCUAGCAAUACUACAAUGAUAACAACAGAACCUAUCAUAGAUACAACAGAACCUUCUUAUGAAUGCGGUAACAUGACAGUUCUUAUCGGAACCGAUUUAGUUUCUGGAUAUCUGGACUUUCGUCAAGUUCAAAGUUUUUCUGAAUGUUGUACAUGGUGUCAAUCUAAUAGUAGUUGUGUUUCGUUUACAUGGGAUAUGCCUACAGGCGUAGGAUCUAUUGCAUGGUGUUAUAUAAGAGACCAUAUUCCAUCUCCUUCUGUUAAUCCAGUUGUCAUUAGUGCACGUUACUAA
Molecule: messenger RNA, 621 nt
Organism: Adineta steineri
Lineage: Eukaryota; Metazoa; Rotifera; Eurotatoria; Adinetida; Adinetidae
Source: the annotation of a GenBank genome assembly